AGCGAGGUAAGUGAAAGUGUGGAACUGGUGCCUAUCUCCUCCGUUUUGUUUUUUCACAUCAGAUCGCCGAUCCGAUUCGAAACCCUAACCAGUGAUCGGAUUAGCUUUGUGAAGAAUACAAAGAAAGAUGUGGGGGAUAUUGAGGCAAAAAGUCGGCGCUGGAAGCUCCUCUGCUCUGUCCUUGCAGAGGAUUCGCCCUGUGGCGUCCGCUUUGAGGCAUUAUUCUUCUGCUGCAAAAGAGAUGACAGUCAGAGAGGCUCUAAACUCUGCACUUGAUGAGGAAAUGUCUGCUGAUCCUAAAGUCUUCUUGAUGGGUGAAGAGGUUGGUGAAUAUCAAGGUGCAUACAAGAUCUCUAAAGGUCUUCUGGACAAAUAUGGCCCUGAAAGGGUUCUUGAUACUCCGAUCACAGAGGCUGGGUUUACUGGGAUAGGAGUUGGAGCUGCUUACUAUGGUUUGAAGCCUGUUGUAGAGUUUAUGACGUUCAAUUUCUCAAUGCAGGCAAUUGACCACAUCAUUAAUUCUGCUGCAAAAUCAAACUAUAUGUCUGCUGGCCAGAUAUCCGUGCCCAUCGUUUUCAGAGGACCAAAUGGGGCUGCUGCUGGUGUUGGUGCUCAGCACUCUCAUUGUUAUGCAUCAUGGUAUGCCUCAUGUCCUGGAUUGAAAGUGCUUGCUCCUUAUUCAUCUGAAGAUACUCGCGGAUUGCUGAAAGCUGCCAUAAGAGACCCUGAUCCUGUUGUUUUCCUUGAGAAUGAGUUGUUGUACGGUGAAUCAUUUCCUGUUUCAGCUGAAGCUCUUGAUUCUAGUUUUUGCCUUCCAAUAGGGAAAGCUAAGAUUGAGAGAGAAGGAAAAGACGUGACUAUUACUGCUUUUUCAAAAAUGGUGGGCUAUGCUCUCAAGGCUGCCGAGAUACUUGAAAAGGAAGGAAUCAGCACUGAGGUAAUUAACUUGCGGUCAAUUCGGCCACUAGAUAGAUCCACAAUCAACGCUUCAGUCAGGAAAACCAACAGACUGGUAACAGUUGAAGAAGGAUUUCCUCAGCAUGGUGUCGGUGCUGAAAUCUGCGCAUCUGUUGUUGAGGAUAGCUUUGGCUAUCUUGAUGCACCAGUUGAAAGAAUUACGGGUGCUGAUAUUCCCAUGCCUUAUGCAGCUAACUUGGAGAGGAUGGCUGUCCCUCAGGUUGAAGAUAUAGUUCGCGCAGCAAAGAGAGCAUGCUACAGAGCUGUGCCUGUGGCUGCGACUGCUUAGUUUUCGUCAACUUCAUCCACAAAUCAUCUCCCUGCCCCCGGUGAUGGACUGUAUAUUAUUUCUCUUCACAUCAUGUUACGGUGAGGAAACAUGGUUGUCAAAUAACUUGGAGAACUUUGACAGUUGCGAGAAAAAAAUUUUGUGGCUCUCUUUUGUUCGUUUAUAUUUUGGCAGUCAACAUGAGACUGUUCUACUCAGGCAGCGAUUUUCAAAAAAAAAAAAAAAAAAAAAAAAACCUUUGAUUCUCCAACACAAAGGCUUUCGGGAAGGUCUUCAAAUGCUGUUUUUGGUGAUUGGCUUCCGAUGAAUUUUUUGUUCUUAAUGGUGACUCAAUUGAGACAUCCACAUUCCUGAUUUAUGUACCGUGCAUCUCCAAUCUAAGGUUUGUUAUAACUAAUUCAUAAUAAGAGGAAUAAAUGAUUGACAACAAA
Molecule: messenger RNA, 1677 nt
Organism: Morus notabilis
Lineage: Eukaryota; Viridiplantae; Streptophyta; Magnoliopsida; Rosales; Moraceae
Product: pyruvate dehydrogenase E1 component subunit beta-1, mitochondrial
Exons: 16
Coding region: 128-1246 (372 amino acids)
Biological process (GO): pyruvate decarboxylation to acetyl-CoA
Molecular function (GO): pyruvate dehydrogenase (acetyl-transferring) activity
Source: RefSeq, a predicted model, not a curated record